UUUAGCAUAAAGAAUUUUAUAAACAUUAAAAUGAAUAGUUUCCUGUAAAAGUCAAAUUGCUUUUGUUCUGAUAGAUAUGUUGGAAGAAGCCAGGUUUUCUGGUAUUGACUCAUUGAUCGAACACCUGAAAGUGGCAAUAAUACUGAAAUACGUGAAUUUAAAGUACUGACUUUUGUCCCUAAGUAGCCAGGGGACUCAAAGCAUGCAAGUGGCUGUCUCUGUGUUCCAGUGUCCUUGUCUGAAAAUUGUAGGUGAUACCUACAUCUUCUGCAGGCUUAGGGGAUACAACGAUUAGACUUUUCACUAAAGAGGUCUUUGUUUUUUACUCAACCCAGUCUGGGUAUAUUUUGAUUGCACAUUGAUGUUCCUUAGAAUGAAGAUGGUUCCAAAACUUCUAGCUGGACUUAUUCUGCUGACUUUAUGUGUGGUGGGCUGCUCCAGCCAACACUGGUCCUAUGGACUGCGUCCUGGAGGAAAGAGAAACGCUGACAAUUUGAUUGAUUCUUUCCAAGAGAUAGCCAAAGAGGUUGAUCAACCAGCAGAACCUCAACGCUUUGAAUGCACCAUUCACCAGCUGCGUUCUCCGCUCAGGGACCUGAAAGGAGCUCUGGUGAGUUCCAGUGACAGUAACACACAUACGUAUGUUCAGAGAUGGAAAUGUCCUUGGUACCGCUUAGGACAACCUCCUCCCAUUCACUGCGGAGCCUACCCUCCUGACUCCUGUGAUAGGGCCCUCACUGAGUACUCCGCCAAAGCUUGUCUUUGGACAAUUUCUCUGGAGCCAGCUGUGGGCCUCCCUGGAUAUGACACAAAAAAGAUGCUCAUCCAGCUGCCUGAUGCUGAUGUAAGAGGCAUCCAGUGGUUUGCAGCUUAA
This is a messenger RNA of Loxodonta africana (African savanna elephant), 874 nucleotides long. RefSeq names its product gonadotropin releasing hormone 1 (gene GNRH1). Lineage: Eukaryota; Metazoa; Chordata; Mammalia; Proboscidea; Elephantidae. The transcript has 3 exons. The record is from RefSeq and is a predicted model, not a curated record. Gene Ontology annotation, molecular function: gonadotropin-releasing hormone receptor binding; gonadotropin hormone-releasing hormone activity. Gene Ontology annotation, biological process: multicellular organism development. Gene Ontology annotation, cellular component: extracellular region. Bases 362 to 874 code for a protein of 170 amino acids.